GCGCCCUUUCAUCUCCGUACAAGGAUCUGCACAUGCGCAGGGGGCCGGUCAGGGUUAAGGCGCCUGCGCAGGGCUCGGGCUGCGCAUGCGCAGUCGUGACGCGGGUCUGGUUCUACCGGGUCGGUGGUGGAAGCUGAGCGGGGCCGCGGGAGCCGCCGAGCAACAUGGCGGAACCCGGCCGACCCCAGCGGAAAAUGUCCCGGGCUGGGGAGAGUUUGUACAGAGUCCUGGGCCUGGAGAAGGGGGCUUCUUCAGAGGAGAUCAAGAAGGCAUACAGGAAACUGGCCCUGAAGUACCACCCGGACAAGAACCCCGAGAAUCCCGAGGCAGUGGAGAAGUUCAAGGAGAUCAACAAUGCGAACGCGACGCUGAAUGAUGAGAACAAGCGGCGGAUCUAUGACGAGUACGGCUCCAUGGGGCUCUACGUGGCGGAGCAGUUUGGCGAGGAGAGUGUCAAAUACUACUUCCUCAUGUCCAAGUGGUGGUUCAAGGCCUUGGCUGUGUGCUGUGGCAUCUUCACCUGCUGCUGCUGCUGCUGCUGCUGCUGUUUCUGCUGCGGGAAGUGCCGUCCGCCUGAGGACGAGGACUCCUACAAGUACGUCAACCCUGAGGACCUGGAGGCGCAGAUCCAAGCUGAGGCUGAAGAGACCCAGACACCCAUUGUGGUGCAGCCCCUGCCUGCAGCAGCUGGAGAGGAGCCGCUGCCAGACGCCAGCCUCAGGACUGACGCAUGAGGCCAACUUGGACCUGCUGACUGCCUGUGCCCUUGCCUGGACUCUGGGUGGGAACCCCACUGGGGUUCCUGGCCCCUGUGCUGGGGGCAGCCAGGCCACCUGGCUGCGGCUCGAAUCUCAGGUAAACUGGCAACGCCUGUGGGGCGGCCGUUCCUGCAAGGACUCGCUCCUGCGCCUGCCCAAGGCUCCUCAUGCUGUGACUUCUCUGGCUGCUGCAGCAGCCUGCUGACUGGCCAGGCUCCCUGCACUGGCAUUGCUGCAGAAGGAACCUGAGACUGGAAACCCCUGGGUAACCCCCCCACAGGAGGCUGCACUGCUGCACAGCCCCCAUCCCUCCCUCGGCCAGUCACUCACCACCAGCACCAGCACCCGCCUGGCUUCUCCUCAGCCGGGCCCCUCCCCCCACGCCCCGCAGACACCGAGCUCGCAGGGCGCUGGCUGAGAAGCACAAGCUUGUGCCCCAGCCGUGCAGCCUGGAGUCAAAGGAGACCAACCCCACUGUAACUAGCCCAUGGAGACGGGGCAGCCGCAGGCAGAGCCUGCCGGGCACCCUGCUGCUUCCAGGGGCCUGUCCCUUCCCUGUGUUGGGUGCCAAACGCAGCUCUCCGGGCAGGCGUGGUCCUGGCAGACAGUGCACUCACUGCCUGCUUGCACUCCCGGCCUGGCCUCCACGUGGCACAGAGAACCUCAGUCACUGUGUCUGAGCCUCGGGGUGGCCCUGCCGGCGCCCUGGGGCCCACUGGGACGGUGUGUCAGGGCAAUAAAGGAACCUGUUGUCUGGCCUCAGUGGCACCAUUAAAGGCUGCUGGGGGGCUUGUCUCUCA
Mauremys reevesii (Reeves's turtle) is the source of this 1558-nucleotide messenger RNA. RefSeq names its product DnaJ heat shock protein family (Hsp40) member C5 gamma (gene DNAJC5G). NCBI's taxonomy places the organism in Eukaryota, Metazoa, Chordata, Testudines, Geoemydidae. The record is from RefSeq and is a predicted model, not a curated record. The coding region runs from base 165 to 734 and encodes 189 amino acids. The transcript is spliced from 5 exons.